Messenger RNA from Engraulis encrasicolus (European anchovy), 1748 nucleotides. RefSeq names its product serine/threonine kinase 32A (gene stk32a). The record is from RefSeq and is a predicted model, not a curated record. The transcript has 13 exons. Lineage: Eukaryota; Metazoa; Chordata; Actinopteri; Clupeiformes; Engraulidae. Bases 365 to 1645 code for a protein of 426 amino acids. Gene Ontology annotation, molecular function: protein serine/threonine kinase activity; ATP binding. Gene Ontology annotation, biological process: protein phosphorylation.
GCCUAUCUUGCGCAAAGUACUAACGUUUUGCCGUGGUGUUUUCCGGGGUGGCAAUCAUUUUGUGCAAACAGUUCACGAAACUGGAGAACUCGCAUCUCACUCAGGCUACAGUCGGUGCCAACCGCGCAUCGCUCACCGACAGGCAGCUACUCUUGUCUGUGGCAGGUGCCCCGACGCUAAUGUGCCACGAUGACAGUUGUGCCCAGGGUGUGAUCCAGGAGUCGGAAAUCUUACUGGAACAUUUCUGAAUUACAAGGUAGACCGGACGUGAAACACCAGGGGAGUUUGCGGUUGGCUAUGCACGUCUCAGGCUCUGGGCCCGGGAACUCCAUGGUGAACUGAGGGACAACAGGCGCAUUCAGUCAUGGGUCUUGGACAGUCCAGCAAGGCACCCACGGCAGAGGACACCGAGGAAGUCAACUUUGACCACUUCCAGAUCCUCAGAGCCAUUGGGAAGGGGAGCUUUGGGAAGGUCUGCAUUGUCCAGAAGAAGGACACGAAGAAGAUGUAUGCUAUGAAGUACAUGAACAAGCUGAAGUGUGUGGAGAGGAACGAGGUGCGCAACGUCUUCAAGGAGUUGCAGAUCAUGCAGAACCUGGAACACCCCUUCCUCGUCAACUUCUGGUAUUCAUUCCAGGACGAGGAGGACAUGUUCAUGGUGGUGGAUCUACUCCUGGGGGGAGACCUGCGCUACCACCUGCAGCAGAACGUGCACUUCUCCGAGUCCACCGUCAAGCUCUACGUCUGUGAGAUCGCCCUGGCACUACACUACCUGCGCAACAAACGCAUCAUCCACAGAGACAUCAAACCAGACAACAUCCUACUGGACGAACACGGUCAUGUGCAUCUGACGGACUUCAACAUCGCCGCCGUGGUUAAGGAGGACCUGAAGGCCUCGUCAAUAGCUGGAACCAAGCCAUACAUGGCACCGGAACUCUUUCAACCCUUCGAGGGGACUCAUCCCGGCUACUCGUUCUCUGUAGACUGGUGGUCUUUAGGCAUCACGGCCUACGAACUCCUCAGAGGACAGAGGCCCUAUGUGAUGCGCUCCAGCACGCCAGCCAAUGAGAUCAUCCAGACCUUCCACAAGGUCCACCCCAGCUACCCAGCAGCCUGGUCCAUAGAGAUGAAGUCUCUACUCAGAAAGCUGAUGUGCAUGGACGUGUCCAAGCGUCUCUCCAGCCUGGCGGAGCUGCAGGAGCAGGACUACCUCAGUGACGUCAACUGGGACGCCGUGCUCAGCAAGCACAUCUCCCCGCCAUUCAUCCCCAAUAGGCGACGUCUGAACUGCGACCCCACGUUUGAGCUGGAGGAGAUGAUCCUGGAGUCCAAGCCGCUCCACAAGAAGAAGAAGAGGCUGGCCAGGAAGUCAAGAGACAACGGCUCCGACGGGUCACCACAGAACUGCCAGCUGCAGCAGCGGUUGGACAGCGUCCAAAGAGACUUCUUGAUCUUCAACAGAGAGAAGCUGAGGAGAACCACGUCGGACAGUGAGGGCAAUGAUGAGCUGAUAAAGGAGAAGGCGGCCAUUGAGGAUGGGCAGAACAACAACGUGGACCCCCCUGCUGUGACAGAGCCCCCAGCUGUGACAGAGCCCCCUGCUGCGACAGAGCCCCCUGCGACAGAACAGCCAGAGUCUGCGUAGUCUCCCUCCCGUCCACCAGAGAGAGCUACUCACGUCUGGGACUCGCUCCUCCUGUGCCCUCCUUGCAGUACUCUUCUCUCUUUCACUCCCUUUACUACUCAAC